Messenger RNA from Encephalitozoon romaleae SJ-2008, 762 nucleotides. RefSeq lists its product as hypothetical. Gene Ontology annotation, molecular function: RNA binding. The coding region runs from base 1 to 762 and encodes 253 amino acids. Lineage: Eukaryota; Fungi; Microsporidia; Unikaryonidae. The record is from RefSeq and is a predicted model, not a curated record. The transcript has a single exon.
AUGAGCAGAAGCGGACAAGGAGACCAAGGACAGUUGACAAAGACAAUAAUAGUCACAGGAUUCAACGAUCAAAAGCAUCAGGAGGAAGUAAAGGAUAGGAUUAAGAAGAAGUUUGAAAUAAAGGAAAUCUAUACCAUUCAAAAUGACUACAGGGUGCUCUGCAUACUCUUCUAUGAUGAGCGGCGAGCAAGAGAAGCAAUUUCCUAUCUCAAGGGAUCUGAAGACCUUUCAUCCUAUCAUAUAAUAAGCAAAUACGAGAUUCCUAGAGAUAUGGACAAGUGCGAUGAGUCCAGAAACCAAAGUACACUACUAUUUACUUUCAAGAACUUGACAGGGUCUGUUGAUGAUAAAGAGUUUUCUGAAGAGGUUAGUAAGUUUGGAGAGGUAAAGGACAUCCGAUACGUCAAAACACAUCAAAGAUGUGUGGAGUUCUAUGACUCAAGGAAUGCGAUUGCAGCCUUCCAUGGGAUGAAUGAGUUGAAGUUUAUGGAUGGAGUAAUCCAAGCAAAAUGGGUCUGGGAUCUUUCCACAAAGACAAGAUGGGAACUUAUAAGACUAACCGAUAGCAUUUUGAAGGAAUGCAAGCUGGAAAUAAAAACACCUGCAAAGAGAGAAAGUGAGGAUAGCAGAGAAGAGAUGAAGAAAAAGAGAAGGGCUCAGGAUAAUGGUGGUAUGCAUAUGAAGAAUAUAUUUCUGCAGAAGUUUGAUGCCUUUAUUGCAUCCAAUAUUGAUUAUAUAAGCGAAGGAUAUAUCGAUGAUUAA